CAAGGACCACCGUUCACCAUGGUGAAGCUGGGUUGCAGCUUCUCCGGGAAGCCGGGCAAAGACCCCGGGGACCAGGACGGGGCUACCACGGACAGCGUCCCUCUGAUCAGCCCCCUGGAUGUCAGCCAGCUCCAGCCACCAUUCCCUGACCAGGUGGUUAUCAAGACACAGACGGAAUACCAGCUGUCCUCCCCGGACCAGCCAAAGAAGUUCCCUGACCUGGAGGCCCAGAAGCUGGCCUGUAACCACCCAGAGGAAGGGCGCAGGCUGCCCACCGCACGGAUGAUCGCCUUUGCCAUGGCGCUCCUGGGCUGUGUCCUAAUCAUGUACAAGGCCAUCUGGUACGACCAGUUCACCUGCCCCGACGGCUUCCUGCUUCGGCACAAGAUCUGCACCCCGCUGACCCUGGAGAUGUACUACACCGAGAUGGACCCCGAGCGCCACCGCAGCAUCCUGGCCGCCAUUGGGGCCUACCCGCUGAGCCGCAAGCACGGCACGGAGACACCCUCGGCCUGGGGGGGGAGCUACCGCGCCGUCAAGGAGGGGCCCAAGGCACCCACCCAGGCGGGCGCGGCGGGGGCGGCGGCGGCGGGGGCGGGGGCGGGGGCGGCGGCCACCGAGCCCCCCGGCAAGGCCUCCGCGCUGGGAGAGAAAGAGGCGACGCGGAAGGCGGCAGGCAGCGUCCCGCCCCCGGCCCCCCAGUGAAGGCCUCCGCACCUGCAGCCCGGGUGGGCGGUGGGGGGUUGUGUACCCGCCUCGCAGCGCCCGCUCUCGCCCCUCCUCCCCUCUGUCUCGGCAGCGCCCCGCGCCGGCACCUGUGACAGCCCUCGCCCGACGCUCUCACAUCCUGUGGUCGUGCCCCUGCUUCCAGGACCCCUCGCUGAUGCCCCCUGCCCCCUGAGCUUCUAGCUCUGUUGCUUUUCUCUAAGUAAAGAUUCACAUCCAC
Molecule: messenger RNA, 946 nt
Organism: Mirounga angustirostris (Northern elephant seal)
Lineage: Eukaryota; Metazoa; Chordata; Mammalia; Carnivora; Phocidae
Gene: CALY
Product: calcyon neuron specific vesicular protein
Exons: 5
Coding region: 19-705 (228 amino acids)
Biological process (GO): endosomal transport; G protein-coupled dopamine receptor signaling pathway; clathrin coat assembly
Cellular component (GO): membrane; endosome
Molecular function (GO): clathrin light chain binding
Source: RefSeq, a predicted model, not a curated record